AUGGAAGAUCUCAGCGUUGAAGUAGGACAUCCAAAUGGUGCCUACUACAAAGCGUACGUUCACGACGUGGAUGAAAAUGGUGUCAAUAUCACAUAUGAUCAAGACUACUUCCCUCCAACCAAAAUUUCAUUUUCCGAGAAUCGCCUUCGACUACCUCCUGACUCAAAUGAUCUCAAAAAACUAUCACCUGGUGAUCCCUGCGAAGUACUAUCGAAAGCGAAAGAAGGUGAACCACUUGCUUGGUGGCGAGCCACAGCCAAAAUGUUCAAAGGCGAAUUUUAUGUUGUCGAAUAUGAAGUUAGUACUCAAGGCAAUAACUACUCGGAAAUUGUGCCUAGUGAUAAAAUCCGUUGUCCAAAUACGAAUCCCCCGCUAACCUUUUCGUCGUUCAAACGAAUAGAAAUAUUUGUUGGUAGAGACUUGCAAGAAGUAUGUAGCAAUCCAGCUAAUCAUAAAGACUUUAAACGAACAACAGGCGCUACUAUUGUUCGAUAUGAUGCCCAAAAAGAGUCUCUAGUGAUCAUCUCAGAUAAUGAGGCUACUAUUCGCCGUGUCCAAAUCUUAUCCGAUAUGCAUGUUCGAACUUUACGUGCAAAAUCUAAACUUGUACUAGAAACUGAAAAAGUUCACAAACAACUUGAACGUAUGAAGGUUAAUCAAACAUCAAAGUAUUUGGAAAAAUUCACAGUUAAAACUGAAUUAAUGGGUCUUGCUAUUGGUGCGCAUGGUUCAAAUAUACUAAAAGCUCGAGAAGUACCCGGUAUAACAGCCAUUGAAGUUGAAGAUGACACUUGUACAAUAAAAGUAUUUGGUGAUACUGAAAAAGCUGUUAAAGAAGCACGUAUUAUACUUGAAUAUGUUGAAGAUGUUGUAUCAAUACCGCGAGAACUCAUUGGUAAAGUAAUUGGCAAAAAAGGUCAUAUUAUACAAGAAAUAGUUGAUAAAAGUGGUGUCGUACGAGUUAAAAUUGAAGGCGACAAUGAACAAGCAACACCACGAGAUGAAAGCAGUUAUCCGAGUCAAGUUCCGUUUGUCUUUGUUGGCACUGUUGAUAGUAUAACUAAUGCAAAAGUUUUACUUGAUUAUCAUAUCUCUUGUUUGAAAGAAUUCGAUGAGUUACAAGAAAAAAAAAUUCAAGUUAACGAACAAUUUCGUACUAUUCUUGGACCACAACAAGGGGCUGGAGUAAAUUCAGCUAACAAUAAUGUAGGCUAUCAAGGUGGACGUCAACAACGUUAUGAAUCGGAUCGAAUGAGUAAUUCUGGCAACACACGUAAUUAUCAUGAUUCAAAUUAUCAACAACCAUAUCCUCAACAACGUAACGAUAAUAAUCAACAAUCGCGUCGGCCGAAUAAUUAUUCUACUGGCAAUGGUAAUCGUGGACGUCAAAGUACUGGUUCAAAUUCGUAUCGUGGUGGUACGCAAAGUGAUGCUGGUACUGGUGAUGAAGCGAGCGAGUGUGGUGAUGCAUCAUCAUCAACAAUUAGUACCAGUCGAAAACGUCGGGACUGGGCAGCUGAGGUCGAAAGUGAACAACAGCACGAGACUGGUUAUAGUACUGAUAGCAUGAUACAGUCGAACAGCUUACCGAGAGGUGCUGGUGGACGAGGAGGGCGACGUGGUUGGAAACGUAGUAGGCCACCAUUACCUACUCAUACAGGUUAUGGUGAUCGACGCCGUAAUAACGAUAAUGAUAGUACUGUGUAUGAAACUGAACAAACAAAUGAAGGUCAACAACAAUAUAACGACCAGUAUUCAUCCCAACGUAACAAUUAUAAUAAUCGACAUGGUCCCAGUCGUGGCGCUCGUGGCAAUCGAGGUGGGAAAAAUCGAUAUAAUAGCAAUCAAGACGAAUAUUAUGAAGAUGAUUAUGCCACUAGUGGACAAUCUCAACAGCAAGUAUCGACGACAAAAAAGCCUCAACAAUCAUCAACAAAUAAUAAUGGGCACCAUACAGGUGAUGCGACCGCAUCUGAAAUAGCCAAUGGUAGUAGUCAUAAUGAUGAACCAAAAGCACAGCGAAUACCAAAACCACAACAACAGCAGCAACCAUCGAACGGUGUUAAAUAA
Messenger RNA from Rotaria socialis, 2070 nucleotides. The record is from the annotation of a GenBank genome assembly. NCBI's taxonomy places the organism in Eukaryota, Metazoa, Rotifera, Eurotatoria, Philodinida, Philodinidae.